UCCGGUAGGUACACAUUUGUUUACUCAACUUGCGACUGAUAGAUACUUCCAGCUUUCUCAAGGGGAAAGGAGUUGGCAGCGACCAUCGGUAAAAGUUGUUGCUGUUACUGCCAUGCCUAAGAAUAAAGGUAAAGGAGGUAAAAAUAGAUGCAGAGGUAAAAAUGAAAAUGAAUCUGAGAAAAGAGAGUUGGUUUUUAAAGAGGAUGGUCAAGUGUAUGCUCAGGUAAUCAAAAUGUUGGGAAAUGGACGAUUAGAAGCAAUGUGUUUUGAUGGUAUUAAGAGGUUAUGCCAUAUUAGAGGAAAGUUGAGAAAAAAGGUUUGGAUAAAUUCCUCAGACAUCAUAUUGGUUGGCCUUCGAGAUUAUCAGGUUUGGUCAUCCCAUGUGCCCUGGGCCCAGGAAGCAUCAAGAGUAAAGGAGACCUCCAAAGUGUGGCAGCCUGGUCUUCUUUUACUGGAGUUCUUUCAGUUCUGCAAAAGUUAAGGAAUGUAGCAGAUUUUAAACAGUGAACAAUAUACUCCAUCAAGAGAGGGAAGAUUCUUGUGACUGUUGACUUUUGCAACAAUUUCAUAUGGGGUAUAUCCCAGGGGUCUGUAAUAGUGCCUGAAGAGCAUUAAGCUCGGAGGAAUGGUUGUUAAUUAUGGAUCAGAGAGCAGAGUUCAAAGUCAAGAGCAAGCCAGGAGUGCAAGCACAUACUGUAAUCCACCUGUAAUCAAGAGGCUGAAGCAAGAGGAUAGCAAGUUCAAAUCCAGUCUCAACAACUUAACAAGACUCUGUGUCAAAAUAAAACAUAAAAGAUCUGGAGAUGAGGCUCAGAGGUUAAAGGUACAAUUCCAAAUCCCUGGGGUGUGUGUGUGUGUGUGUGUGUGUGUAUCUCCAUCCACAGUGAAAGACAUGUAGGGGGCCAUUUGACCCAUGGUUUCUAAAGAAGAUAUCCUAUCUUUUUUGUUAAAGUACUUUAUGAAAGAAUACAGGUAGACAAGUUCUGUGCACAUUUCUGCUUACUGUAAUCCAGAUGAAUGCCGCAGCCCGCCUGCAAAGAACAAGCAAAUAGCCCCUACCACACAGCAAACACUGUAGCUCUGAGCCAUUUUCUUAUGACCAAGGAGUAAAUAUAGUCAUACUCACAUACACACCCAGGUAGUUUGUCGACCAUGCUUCAGUGCUCUAACUUGCUUUAAGUACCUCUUGGGGUGGUGGCCUAGAAACAACGCCAAACUCUCACAGAAUUUCAGCUCCAUUGGGUUGAGAGACUUGAGUUCAAUUCCCAGUACCGGAAAAAAAAAAAAAAAAAAAAAAGGGUUUUAUCUCAUCUGACAUUAAAAAAAAAAAAAAUGCUAGUAUUUGCUAACUACUGAUUCUGAGGAGAAAGCCCAUUUUGAAAGAAGGAAAAAAAUAGACCCCGCAAAAUUUCCAAACUAUGGAAGCCCUCACAUCAUUCUUUAUUGUCCUUACUGAGUUUAAAGGUGUCAAGAUAAGCCAACUGGAGGAAAAGCCAGUCCCUGGCUGCAUAGUCAAGAACGAUCUCUCUUCUGAGGCAGACUCCAGAACUAUUUAUUGUGAUGCUAAGAGCAAGUCUGGGGGAACACCAGCUCAGACUUCAGGGCAGCAUUCUUCUCCUACCUCUGCCCACUAGAUUCGGCUUCAUUGAGUAAAACAGGAAAACUUCCUUUCUGCCAAAAAUGGAAUUCCCCAAUAAGGAAGGACAACAAGAGUGGAAUAAUGAGUCUUGGGGACACAGAUGGAGCUUCACUAAAUGUGCCCUACAACCACAAGAUGCCAAGAAUGCAAAGGAAUCUUCCUUUCCAGAGAAAUUCUGCUCUGCGAUCCUGAUCCAGAGGAAGUUAGAGGAAGGAGAGUUGUAGUUUUGGGAUUCCACCUCUGAAACUUUAUGUCUUCUAGUAGAAAUGCACUAGAAUCCACUGCCCGCCUUGUAGUUGUUGUCUUUCUCUCACUUCAAGAUUCUUCCUUAUGCUUGACAUGUGAAAGAUUUCCAGGAACACACAUCCCAAAAGUUGCUUACUGAAAGAGAAAAUUGCACAUUCACUCAUGAUAAAUAUAAAAAUAGCAUACAUAUUUUGUCGAUCAUUCUUUUUUUUUUUUUUUUAACUUACUGGAGGUAAAGGAGAUAGAAGAAGAGAGGGAGAGGGAGAGAGAAAGACUUAGAUGAUGCUUUCAAGGUUUAUUUAAGUUCUGUUGUGUGUCAAUACUUCUUCUUAUGCCUAAAUCACUCUGUAUUAUUUUGUUAAAAAUGUUUUUCUUCCUUUAUAAGUUCAUAUGACAUUUAUGAGAUUAACGGUUAACCAAUAUAAAGUGUGUGGCUUCGUACCAUCAACUAAUGUACAAUUACCUUGAGCAUAUUUUUCAUGUGCUUCUUGUCUGUUUGAGCAUCUUAAAAUUACACAUCAAGCAUAAGGAAGUCUGUGACCCUCCCCCUCAUUUGUUUAUGGGAUAUUGAAUAGUGCUGGAAAAGUAGGAGUUUGAUUUAAACAGUGAAUUUUUUCUCUAAGACCUCGAAUAGACAGUUUUCACCCCACUCUAUCACUGUUUGAUUCAUUUUGACAACCACAGAAAAAUUUAUUUUUUAUAAUAUAUAUAUAUUGUUUUCGUAUAUAUGUAUAUAUUUUUGUUUGUGUAUUUUUCUUUUCUCUUCUUUCCCUCCCUUUUUCUGUUUCUUUCUUGCUUUCCUUCUUUUGCAGCUCUGCUAGCAGAACCCAGUGCACAAUAAAACAAGUGUCUACCACAGAGUUACACCUCACCCCCAAAAUAAAAUAUUUAUCUAAAUAGGAUCAACUGCUGACUUCCUGUAUUUCAAUUCUGUCCAUUUUGUGCCACAGGUUAUCUCUUUUUCUCUUUGAGCAGCAGACAAUUUUAAGCUUUCUGCUUUUCAUUAGUCUAUCCUUUUCAUCAGUCUUUUCAUCAGGUGUUCAUUGUUCUUUUAAUGGCAGGAGUACUUUGGGGAUUGUUAAACUCAUACAAAGUGAAGACCUUCCCCCUGAAAGACAGAGAUCAAAUUACAAGUACAAAAUUAUAUGAAGUAUAAACAAUGAAAAUAGAAAAAAGGAAAAAUAAUAAUAUAUCUUUUCAUAAUCUGGGGCAGCCAGGUGUGCCUAUAAUCUCAGUGAUGAAAGUGUGAAGGAGGAGGAUCACAAGUUCAAGGCCAACAUCAAAACUUAUUAAGACCCUGUCUCAAAGUAAAAAACAUAAAAAGGGUGGGAAAGUGACUUAGUGGUUAUGUGACCCUUGGUUCAAUCCCCAGCAUCAAAAUCAAAUAAACAUACAAACAAAAACCAGGGAGAUGUGUAAAUCUGGUGUUUAUAUGAUUCUGAGUAUAUGAAUUGCACUUGCUGUUACAAAAUCUGACAUUUCUGUUCUUGGAAACUUUCUUUCCCUGCUGUGGUUCCUACAUUUAGCUCCAUGUACCUACCCACUGCCAAGCUCUCAGGCCCUAACUCCAGCCAUUUGCAUUUCAAUACAUCCAGAGACAUCACAAUGCAGGCAGUAAGGCUUUUGAUAUCUACACUUAUUUCUUUUAUCCUGAAAGCAUGCUUGAGGUUUCUGGGAACAGGGAUGUAUUCAUCUUACUAAUGACAGUAGCCAUACCUGUUCCCCUUGUCACAACUCUUGCCUU
Molecule: messenger RNA, 3629 nt
Organism: Marmota monax (woodchuck)
Lineage: Eukaryota; Metazoa; Chordata; Mammalia; Rodentia; Sciuridae
Product: eukaryotic translation initiation factor 1A, X-chromosomal
Exons: 6
Coding region: 113-481 (122 amino acids)
Biological process (GO): translational initiation
Cellular component (GO): cytoplasm
Molecular function (GO): RNA binding; translation initiation factor activity
Source: RefSeq, a predicted model, not a curated record